CGUGCGCACACAAUAAAUACAACACCGAAACGCCUCCUACUACCAAUGAUCCACCAAAGUCACGCGAUUUUUUUUAUUUACCGAUUAUUAAUAUUUUUUUUUUAUUGACAACGAUCGACUACAUUCAAUAUCAUAUUUUUUACCUGUACGUUGUGCCACAUUUUCGAUUGGUCAGAGAGGGGUGUUUUUUUUUUUUGUUCACGCGAUUCCGUUUCGUUUUGAAUAUAUAUCGUUCGGDGCAGUGACUCUCGGAGCCGUAACGGACCAACCGCUGUGCAGUUGCGCGGUCUCCGAUAGUAAAAUAUAAUUAUAACGUCCGUCCGAGACGCAAGUCGCUUGUUUCUUAAUAUUAUUUAUUUAUAAUAAUAAAUAAAAUUUGCGCGGGCGACGGCAAACUAUUGCAAUAUUAUACACACACUAAACCGGUUGUUGACCUCUGGCGAGGGCGCGCGGUGGUAGCGGUGGCGGCGGUGGUAGCACCGUCGACAGCAGACGCGCCGCCGACCGGGUCACAUCUUCUCGGACCGCCUCCGCUGCCUUUACCGCUUCCACCGCCCCAGAUGUCGUUGGACUCGGUCGCCACCGCCGGGACAGCCACCGACGACGUCCGCCACUACCGGCACCACCACCGUCACCAUCAUCACCAUCACCUUCAUCACCACGGCAAGCGUCACAGGCGACCACCACCUCCGCCGUUGUCGUGGAUACCGCCGCCCGAGACUUUAGACUCGGCGGCGGUGACCACAAGCGAUACAUCGGAUGUUGCGGCCACCACCGCAUACCAUCAUCCGGUCAAGUGGACGUCAGUGCAAUGUUUACAUUCCGCCCAUCUGGCCAUCUAGGUCUAUGUUAUAUUAUAAUUUCGAUGAAAUUCCAUCAAUAAACAAUCUAUAGUCUAUUAUUACAUCACAAUACAAAAAUUCUUCCAAUUACAAGUGUU
Diuraphis noxia (Russian wheat aphid) is the source of this 940-nucleotide messenger RNA. RefSeq names its product SH2 domain-containing protein 5-like. Lineage: Eukaryota; Metazoa; Arthropoda; Insecta; Hemiptera; Aphididae. The record is from RefSeq and is a predicted model, not a curated record.